CGCGGUAACUAUGAGGAAAAACGAGUGUGUCCAUGGUAUGGGAAUGAUUUGGUAACCCUUCGCUUUCCAGCCGCAGAUUUUUGCACCACUGUUGAACGGCUGUGUGGGUUAUGGCAGGCAGAAGGUGCGUGGUUGAUUGUCUGGCCGCGUUUCAGUCCCCAGCAUUAGUCACAGAACAAGCGGGUUCAACCCAGGUGAUCUGCCGCCAGUCGGAUAUCUACCUGUGUAACGGGAGCAGGUUCGUGAGUGUCUACAGCAAACUGGAAAAGUGUGUGAAGGUGGUUUAUAGUUUCCCUGGAAAUGUUUGCCACCUGGCAGAGAACACAGAAAAGGAUCAUCUUUAUGUUCUCUGUGCAAAGGAUGGGAUUUACUGCAUACCGCUGCAAAACAGGAUGUCCGUAGGCUCCCAGUCUCAUGGAGACCCAUUGGGUUCGUGUUCGUUGUCUCCAGACUCCUGUGUGCUCAGAGACCCCACCGUGCUCUCUUUCAUUGUCCUGGAGUCCGCCCUGGUCACUGUAGGUCAGGCUGGCCAAACGUGGACAUUGAGCCUCUUUGAAACUGUAGACCAGGGACAGAGUCCUUACAGAAAGCUAGAAGAGCUGCAAGUUCCCAUUCUGGCCACAAGGGGUGCCAGCUCUGCAGGCAAGGAUCGGAGGCCUCCAGCGCUGUGCUGUGUUUACCCACAUGGGCCAAAGGGAAAGGCCCACAGUGGCACAGGCCACUUCUCCCUGGAGCCAGUCUUGUUCAGCCUGCUCUUUGGGGUCGAUGCCUCCAUGGUAGCCUCCCCUGUAGUCCUCUGCGGCCUCCCGGAUGGGCGUCUGUGCUGCCUGCCACUGUGGCUUCCUGUGAGCCUUGCCCCUGUGGACAAAGGUGAAGAGUCAAAGGUCAGGGUGCUCCACCACCUGGGACAGCCAGUGUCCUUUAUCGGGGCUUCCCUCGCCGGGGAGAAAGGAAAUGGCUGUCUGUUGGCGCUGGGGCGGGCCGGUAAGGUGUUGGUGGUCACUCCCCGGGUGGGAUCAGAAGGAAGGGCGGCUGGUUUCACAGAGCAUCACCUCUCUAGCCCCGUAGCCAGCGCCUGCUGCAGUGGCACUUACCUCUAUUACAGCACGGGCUCCCAGCUGCUGGCUGUGCAGCUCAGCCCUGGGACACCUGAGGCAGCGGAUUCCAGGGACUCCCGGGAGAGGGCAGUCUCAGACCAGACCCCACUGGCUCCUCCACCCUCCCUGUCUCCUGUCAGCCUAAACGUCUGCAACGUGGCCGCCCUGGCCCUGCCUGCUGACAGCCCGACAGGUGCUGUGGAGCUGACAGCCAUAACUCAGAAAGGGAAACUGGUGCAGAUCACCCUGCCCAAGAGGUCAGACGGAGGUCAGAGAGCCAGACUGACCUCAUUACUGGCUGGUCAGCGAAUCAGGGACCUGCUUGCUGGGAUAGGAAACGUGUCGGACAGAGUCUCUGCUUUGAAAAGCUGCAUACAGCAGAAGAAUGAUGCCUUGAAGCACUUAAACCAGGUCUUCAACAUCUGCUGCGUGCUGCUAUCCAAUCAGGAAGAGGGGGAAAAGGGAGUGAACCAGUGCAUGCAGCCAAUCAGCUGCCACGUUUCUGCCAGGUGGAGCCGCUUGCUUCUCCAGGAUUCCCUGAUCCUAACCUGCCUUCUAGAAAACUCCAGCGACUACGUUCUGGAGCAAGGCUGGACGCUGUGCAUUCAAGUCACGCCACGAUCUUGCCCUUGGACCCCCGAGACAGCAGGUUCCGCUCAGACAUAUGCCUUCCCCUUCGACAAACUGCUUCCGAGUAAAAGCAUGGAAGUGACCCUCCCAUUGGCUCCUGGCAGUGACCUGGUCCUUCCUGUGUCGGUCCACUGCUCCCUUGCUUACAACUUGAAGAGCAUCUUGGGAGAUGAGGCAAUUGGGCGUCUGCCAUCCCAUAACCCCCUGCUUGCCUCGCAAGCAAACAAUGGACAUUUUAUCAGCCUGGCUCUGAGCACACAGACAGUGGAUUGGUUAGACUGUCUUCGAAUCUGUCAACCUGUUGCCAUGGGGAACAGGGCCUGCUCCUGGUCCAAUCCCCUGGCUGACCCGGUGCAAGUCUUGCUGAGUUCAAGGACGGUGAUGGGACAGAAACAUGACCCGAAGAAUAAAGGAGCUGGUCUUGGACUUGAUGGGGGACCUUUUGUGGCUUCUCUUAAAGUGUCUUCUGAGGUGCUGUCAACUGCACUUAAACUGUGUGGCUCAGGACCCUCUCUAGCGAGCUCCACCCUGCACUGGCUGCUGUCCUCCAAUCCUGAAGCAGACUCUCUCAGAUCUCAGGCCCUGCCCGUCCUUACUGCUGCUGCCCCUGGAGGUAGCAAGGUCCGACUUCUAGCCAAGGAGAUUUGCCUGAGGGAUCUGUCUGCUGACCGUCCAAUCACAGCCGUGGAGAUUCAGAUUGAGAGCUCCUCAUUGGCUGAGCUCUGUGGUCUGCAUUAUUCCAUCUUGUGCCGCAUUCAGCCCCUGCUGAAGGAAGGCGUGUCUGGGGAUGGAGCUCUGCCUGGUCUGCGAACACAGCGUGUCAGGGAGCUCUUACACCAUGCUGAGGUGCUCUCCAAGGAGGUGCAGGGGGUGAGGGAUCGGAUGAGCUUCGGCCUGGAAGCAUCAACCAGCACGGCAGAGAAGCUGCUCCACACCUACCAGCAACUCAGGAACACAGAUCUGCUCCUGCUGUAAGAUGGAGGUACUCCGAUCCCCCUCAACCAGCACAGUGUGAGGUUCUGGUCCCACAAGGUUUGGGGAUUUAGGGCUUAAAUGUCCCAUCUGAAACAAAAAAAUAAAAGUACCAGAACAAAUACCUUUCAUCAAGAGUAAUCUUUGUUUAUAUCUAAUCAUACUACGUUUUGGAACAACGGCCUUAAAUAUAUAUUUUAAACGACAUGUUGUAAUCUGCAGGAGGGUCCCUUAGCCGCUGACAAAGAGAGGAAACUGUAAAAAGCCUUUUUAUUUGCAAUUGGCAGAUAACUACAGCCUUGUAUUGUUCUCAGAUUAUCAACAGGUUCAGAAUGCCACUGCGCUAAAACCUCUCCACCUGCCACCCUGCUAGUCAUCUUCUGCAAAGGUCAGGUUUUAGUGCUGUGAUUUCUUGACGACUAAAAUGGUCCCUUCAGCCACUUUCGUAAAGCGCUUUAGUCUUUUCACAUUUCCUGAUGCUGUUUAUUUUUUUGGAGGAUGCAGACUGUCUAUUGCCAACACCAUGAAGGGAGCUUAACCCAUAUGCUAAGAUAUGCUGUUGGAAAUGACGUUGGAACCUCACAGGACUCCUAGGUCCCAGUUUGAUGAAUUGUAUACAUACAUGUUUGUCCUGUUCUCAUG
Polyodon spathula (Mississippi paddlefish) is the source of this 3341-nucleotide messenger RNA. RefSeq names its product FA core complex associated protein 100 (gene faap100). Bases 111 to 2702 code for a protein of 863 amino acids. Lineage: Eukaryota; Metazoa; Chordata; Actinopteri; Acipenseriformes; Polyodontidae. Gene Ontology annotation, biological process: interstrand cross-link repair. The record is from RefSeq and is a predicted model, not a curated record. The transcript is spliced from 9 exons. Gene Ontology annotation, cellular component: nucleoplasm; Fanconi anaemia nuclear complex.